This is a messenger RNA of Penicillium cinerascens, 1720 nucleotides long. RefSeq names its product dynein family protein. NCBI's taxonomy places the organism in Eukaryota, Fungi, Ascomycota, Eurotiomycetes, Eurotiales, Aspergillaceae. Gene Ontology annotation, cellular component: centrosome; cytoplasmic dynein complex. The transcript is spliced from 6 exons. Bases 81 to 1646 code for a protein of 521 amino acids. Gene Ontology annotation, biological process: microtubule-based movement; microtubule cytoskeleton organization. The record is from RefSeq and is a predicted model, not a curated record. Gene Ontology annotation, molecular function: dynein heavy chain binding.
CUCCGAUCCGGCAUUUAUACGCGCUCUGUCGCUCGACAUUCGAAAACGAAGUGCUUGGAAUGGUGCAUGCCGCCUAACGCAUGGUGGGACUCGAGCAGACAAUGUCAUCCAGUCCGAAUCGCGGAUCGAAAGCGGCUGGUAUGAACAGUCGGCCGACCAGCAAGGAUGGCUCCAAGAAGAAUAUCUGGUCUUCGCUGCUAGACGGCGUCGCCAAUGGAAAGCGCUUGCCUGAGAAGAACCUUCUGAUCCUAGGAGGUACCCCAGAGACCCAGAGGGAUUUCCUUGAGACCUUUUCUGCAGACCUCUCAGCGGAUCCCAGCUUAGUGAAUGAGAAACGAAAGGGGAAGACGCCGCCAAUUGCCAACCAGUUUGCCCUGGGAUACACAUAUCGAGAUGUACUCGACGCCGAUCAAGAAGAUACGCUGGCGCGUGUCUCGGCCUACCUGUUGUCCGAACCCUCUCCGUCAUUCGCUCCGCUUCUCAAACCUCUCCUGACCCCUCAAUCCAUCCCGGAAACGCUGGUUGUCAUUCUGAUGGAUUGGUCUGAACCCUGGACAUGGAUGCGCAGACUACGAGAAUGGGUCCGUCUUCUUCGUUCUGUCCUCGUUACGCUCGACGAUGAUACAAAGAUCGUCAUGGAGGAAACCAUGACAGAAUGGCGCGACCGCAAACGAGGAAUGGACGCCAACUCUGCUGCGGCGGGAAGUCUGCCAAAUUCCGGUGGACCAGUCACAAUACCCCUGGGACCUGGCGAGUGGGAUGAAGGACUCGGUAUCCCGAUGUGUGUCGUUUGCCAGGGAGCCGAUAAAAUUGAGAAACUUGAAAAGGAUCAUGGCUGGAACGAAGAGCAAUUUGAUUUCAUCUUACAGUUCCUGCGAACAAUUUUGCUGAAGCACGGCGCAUCACUCAUUUACACCACACCUUUCCUUGCCAGCUCCCUCCAGAGCUUGAUCCACUCCUCACUGGGAGUCCACUCUCUUUUGAAACGCCAAUCAUUAAAACAUAAUGUCAUCGACCGGGAUAAGAUCCUCGUGCCCGCAAACUGGGACUCAUGGGGUAAGAUCCGCAUUAUUCGUGAAGGGUUCGAUAUGGAAGGGGCCUCGACGGCCUGGUCAAUCGAGAUUCAAGAUCCCCCCGAGCCGCUGGAUCAAAGCGCAGACAGCGCAGAGGGCGAAGAUGAUGGCACAAGUGCCGUGACAGUGUUCGAACAAACCAUCAAAGACCCUAAGCGCGACACCUCAAUCGCCCACCCCACAGCCACUACCCGCGGCUCCAAGAUCGAAGUCGAGACUAACGACAUGCAAUUCUUCCUUGCCGAUCAAGUCGACCUCCUGGAGCAGCUCAGAGCCGAGGACGAAAAAGAGCGCGCCAAUCAGCAAGUCCCGCAGCUGGAGAUGUCGCCCAUGGACGAGGGCAAGGUCAACGAGCACAUCGGUCCUGUCCAGUUCAAUAUGGGUGGUAUCCAGGUGGAUGCAGAAGAUAUGCUGAAGAAGCUUCGCGACCGCGAAGCCAGCCGUGCCCCAAAAAGAGAAGGACCGCCCACAGCCCCUGGCGACGAGAAAGCUCAUAACCAAGCCCUGGCCAACUUCUUCGCCGGCCUCGUCAAGAAGCCCGGUGGCAGUCCUCGUGGAAGCCCAUCUGCUUGAUUCCCCAGGCUGUAUUUUCGUUCUGUGAGCGUACAUAUUGAGCUGGUUGAUAUCCUGUUGACUUUACGGCUUUG